UCCGCGGAUGUGGACAGUGCGGGCGCGCGCGUUUCCCCAGCCAUGCUUAAUGCUCCAAACUCUUUCUUUAUUUCUUUGUUCUUACGUUAUUAUAAUUAAUACUCAAUCCAUCUAUUGUUUUCUUUUCUUUCUUUUCUUUUAUUAUAUCAUAUGAUUCUCUCUCUCUCUCUCUCUCUCUCUCUCUCUCUCUCUCCGCUUCUCCAUGUGACGGGUUUAUUUGAUAUAUUUUCUAUGUGAAUCUCUGCAUGAUGCGGAUGGUCGAACCGGCGCUGCUCUUCGGGCUGUGGGCGCUCGCGCACGGGGCUUUUCCCAGCAGCGUGCAGAUCGGCGGUUUGUUCAUCAGGAACACGGAUCAGGAAUACACUGCAUUCCGGUUGGCUGUGUUCCUCCACAACACGAGCCCGAAUGCCACCGAGGCUCCAUUUAACCUCGUCCCGCAUGUGGACAACAUCGAGAGCGCAAACAGCUUCGCUGUCACCAACGCUUUCUGCUCUCAGUACUCGCGAGGUGUGUUUGCGAUAUUCGGUGUGUACGACAAGCGCUCCGUCCACACACUCUCAUCGUUCUGUGCGUCCCUGCACAUCUCACUCGUCUCCCCGAGCUUUCCAGCAGACGGAGACACUCAGUUCCUGAUUCAGCUCCGCCCCUCCCUCCGCGGCGCCUUACUCAGCGUCAUCGACCACUAUGAAUGGACUCGAUUCGUCUUCCUGUAUGACACGGACCGAGGAUACACCAUCCUUCAGGCCAUCAUGGAGAGGGCUGGUCAGAAUGGAUGGCUGGUGAGCGCAAUCUGUGUGGAGAACUUUGGUGAUGCUGCUUAUCGACGCCUCCUUGAAGAUCUGGACCGUCGCAAUGAGAAAAAGUUUGUUGUUGAUCUAGAGGCAGAACGACUCCAGAACUUUCUAGAGCAGGCGGUGAGUGUAGGAAAGCAUGUGAAGGGCUAUCAUUACAUCAUCGGUAACCUGGGCUUUAAGGACGUGUCUCUUGAGCGAUUUAUGCAUGGAGGAGCAAAUGUUACUGGUUUCCAGUUGGUGGAUUUCAGUAAACCAAUGGUGAUAAAACUUAUGCAGCGCUGGAAUAAACUCGAUCAGAGAGAAUACCCAGGCUCUGAAACCCCGCCCAAGUACACUUCCUCCCUGACGUACGACGCCGUGUUGGUGAUGGCCGAAGCGUUCCGAAACCUUCGGCGCCAGAAGAUUGACAUCACACGCCGUGGAAACGCCGGAGACUGUCUAGCCAAUCCGGCAGCUCCGUGGAACCAAGGCAUAGACAUGGAGCGCACAUUAAAGCAGGUACGGAUCCAGGGUCUGACAGGAAACAUUCAGUUCGAUCAGAACGGACGCAGAGUGAACUACACCAUGGAUGUGUUUGAAAUGAGGAGCAACGGCCCACAAAAGAUCGGUUACUGGAACGACAUGGAUAAACUGGUGCUGGUGCAGAACGAGCUAGCUGGUGGAAACGGAUCAGCUGGGGAGAACAGAACAGUCAUCGUCACCACUAUCAUGGAAGGACCAUAUGUGAUGCUGAAGAAAAACUGGGAGAUGUACGAAGGGAACGAUCAGUACGAGGGAUACUGCGUUGAUCUGGCAUCUGAAAUUGCCAAUCACAUCGGGAUUAAAUACAAAAUCUCCAUCGUUCCAGAUGGGAAGUACGGCGCAAGAGAUCCGGAGACCAAGAUCUGGAAUGGGAUGGUGGGGGAGCUUGUGUACGGGAAAGCAGAGAUUGCGGUGGCUCCUUUAACGAUCACCCUGGUGAGGGAGGAAGUGAUCGACUUCUCCAAACCCUUCAUGAGCCUCGGAAUCUCCAUCAUGAUCAAAAAGCCGCAGAAGUCCAAGCCGGGCGUGUUCUCGUUCCUCGACCCGUUGGCCUAUGAGAUCUGGAUGUGUAUCGUAUUCGCCUACAUCGGCGUGAGCGUCGUGCUUUUCCUCGUCAGCCGCUUCAGUCCCUAUGAGUGGAAACGAGACGAGGCCGAGGAAGAGCCGGACGCAGAUCAGCCGCCCAAUGAGUUCGGCAUCUUUAACAGCUUGUGGUUCAGCCUGGGAGCCUUCAUGCAGCAGGGCUGUGACUUCACGCCCAGGUCUUUGUCAGGUCGUAUAGUGGGCGGGGUUUGGUGGUUCUUCACUCUGAUCAUCAUCUCGUCAUACACGGCGAACCUGGCAGCUUUCCUCACCGUGGAGAGAAUGGUAUCUCCCAUCGAGAGUGCAGAGGAUCUUGCCAAGCAGACUGAGAUCGCCUACGGCACGCUCGAUUCCGGUUCCACCAAGGAGUUCUUCAAGAGGUCUAAGAUUGCGGUGUAUGAGAAGAUGUGGUCAUACAUGAAGUCGGCUGAGCCGUCCGUGUUCACGAAGACGACUGCGGAGGGCGUGUCCCGAGUGCGCAGGUCGAAGGGGAAGUACGCGUUCCUGCUGGAGUCCACCAUGAACGAGUACACAGAGCAAAGGAAACCGUGCGACACCAUGAAGGUCGGAGGGAACCUUGACUCCAAAGGCUACGGCAUCGCCACGCCCAAGGGCUCGCCGCUAAGAAACGCUGUGAACCUGGCUGUGCUAAAGCUGAAUGAACAAGGCCUGUUGGACAAAUUGAAAAAUAAAUGGUGGUACGACAAAGGCGAGUGUGGCAGCGGGGGCGGAGACGCUAAGGAUAAGAGCUCUCAGGCGCUGAGCCUGAGCAACGUAGCAGGCGUGUUCUACAUCCUGGUGGGCGGGCUCGGGCUCGCCAUGCUGGUGGCGCUCGUCGAGUUCUGCUACAAGUCACGAGCCGAGGAGAAGAAACGGGCGGACGAGUGGAAGCAGAAACAAGCGGAAUCGGCUGAGCUGAACUUCAGUCCGGUGCCGAGCCCGAGCCCGAGUGUGCAGAACUUAGCCACCUAUAGAGAAGGGUACAAUGUGUACGGCUCGGAUGGCAUAAAGAUCUAGGGGAGUUCGCUUUCACCGUAGCCGUGAGAGACUCCGUAAGGCCCGGCUGUCAAUCACGGGGGAAAAGGGACCGCCUUUAUGGAUUCCGGCCCCACCCAUGCCAUGGAGUUCCCAUAGCAACCAAAAAAACCUCACUCUGUGCCUUACGUCACGCUCCUUCUGCUGACGACGCCAUGCUUCCUGCUCAACCGGACUGCGAAAGAGCUUCUUAAACGGAUUGUAAAGGAGUACAAAAACAUACAAACAAACACUCAGACAGUGCGUCCACAGGAAAAGGGGCGGCAACAACGCAUCAACGGGAAUUCUUGACGCCUUAAUAUAAUGACAUCAUCACCGAAAACCACGCCCACUAAGACAAUGACCAGAAGACCAGAAAACUGUCAGACUGUAUACAGUUCCUGUUGUAUCAACAUGUUUCCUUUAUUCAGUUAUGACCUGUAGGCUCCUGAGAACAAACGCUCUGUCCCAAACGCUAGCGCUGAUGACUAGAAAGUCAGCCAAUCUGAGGCUCCGUCCCAAACACUUGAACACACAGAAUUCUCAAAAGUGGUUAUUUUCUGUUUAAGUGUUCAUAUGGUGUUAUGCACAGUAUGUGUGUGUGUGUGUGUGUUAUCCAUAUGAGCAUGCAUCAGGUUUAACACUGAAACGCAGUGCUGAGUGUGCUAAUCACGUCCUCAAACCUCUGACUAGCAGACUGUUAGCUAGCAGGAAAUCAGCCAGCUGCUGUUUAUAAUGACUCUUCUUCGUGACACAGUAUGUACGUACACGUGUCCCUGAUUCUCAGAACACUUUUAUCAAACGCUAGCGUUUGGGAUUUAGCCAGAUAAUGCAGCUCAAAUAUGGUAGCAUAUUAGCAUUGCUAAUUAGCAGUUUAUUUAAAGCAGAUAAACACCACAUAGUCCCAUAGUUUAAUGUUUGCUAAUUGAUAAAUAAUGAUAAAAGAGAAAAUAUUUGUAAAAAAAAAAUAAGAAUAAUAAAAAAAUAUGGGAAAGUCAUAACAGGAAGAAGAACACCAUGUGCACAUACAGAUACAUGCUUUGUCCCCGAUGUAAAUAACUGUAGACACACAGAUCCCACCUGUUUUGAGGUAAAGACUCAUCGCAAUAAUGAAUAUAGGACAACACAAAAUCUUUUAUAUGCACACUUGUAAAAAGAAAUGAGUGCAUAGAAUUAUUAUAGAGACUUACAAACUAAAAGAGCACCACAGUGUGUGUGUGUGUGUGUGUGUGUGUGAGUGUGUGUGUGAGGGAGUCCAUGGUAUCUGUUCUGUUAAUGCUUGAGUUCCAAUACGCUUUUUAACACUUCCCCUCAUUGACUGAAUCCACUCACCAUCUUAAGGACUGUUCCACAUUAUCAGCUUGAGGGAGGUUUAUUAGAUGUGUUUAUUAGAGCACAACUUACCCAGAAGGCAUUGCUGAAAUCUAACACAGCCUCCUUUUCAAAAUGGCGGAUGACGGUAACUGUUCAUUCCAGAGACGUGAUUCUUUCAUUCAUUUAUCUUCAGUAGGUGCUUUAUCCUGGUCAGUGUCGCUGUGGAUCCAGAGCCAAUUCUGGGAACAUUGGCAGGAAUACACCCUGGAUGGGAAUACUGGUCCAUCACCGGGCUCCAUGCAUCCACCUACUGAUGUUUCUGGGAGGUGGGGUGUAACUGGAGAGAACACUGGAGAGAUCCUGAGCUCUCAUUGGUCAGCGCCUUGUGGCUGCGGGAGGUAACCUGCAGUCCUGAUGUACGCCUCUAACCCUCAGAAGCUACUAUUCAGUGCAGUCCCUUUCCACUGUUGUAGAACAUUGAAACACUUAAAGGAAAACUCCACCCUUACACAUUAAAUACAUUUAAUGUUUAAUGAACUAUUUGUGAUGCGCCAGUUUGUUGGUUGGUGCUGUAGUUUCGUCAUUCCUGGAAGAUGUUAGCGCUAAUCUCCCACUCAGACACAACAGGGAGGAUAUUGUAAUGGCUAGGACAGAUAGGAGAAAAGAAAUCUCAAACAACAGUGAUCUCAAAAAGUCAGGUUUCGGUAUCAGCUCCUAAUAACAAAAGACCAAGCGCUUCUUUUCUCACUCAUCAUUUUCAUCGUCAUUUUAAUGAGCGAUCCAAUCCCAGAAUGCAAUGCAGCUAUACGACUCAGAUGCGCCAAGGUAUCUGAGAUCUGUGAGUUGACAAGUGGUAUUAGCUUGAAAGUUGAAGCUUUGGAAGCUGAUCUGUUUAAGAGCGUGAGAGUUGGACAGACUAAAGGACUAAAGCGCCGCUGCAUCGCUCUCGUUAACUAGAGAUGAAGCGAGGAUUAAAUCCCACUGCACAAAAUCCCACUGUGAUCCCACUGUGGAAAAUCAUUAACCAGUGUAAAAAAUAAAAGACCAACUUGUCGAUGAAAACUAAAAAAAAUCAACUCAUUAUAGUAAAAUGCCAUUAACAAUCAUGUGUUAAUUAUUAAUAUUAAUAUUCAAAUCAUUUUCCCUUUAAUGCUAGACAGAGCAGCCAAAGCUUAGUGACUGACAGGAGUAUUGUAGAUUGGAUGUCAUUUCCCUUCCUGUUUUCUGAAGAUCUUCAAAAACUUGCUUCCUUUAAUCAUUUGCUGAGAUUAACUGCUCACGCAUUCUCCAAAUCUUCCUAAAUCAUCCAGCUUAUCCUGAUAAGUGAGAGAUAAAAUGACUCCCAGCCGUACUCCUCUUGAAAAAUGAUCAAAUAUCCUUCAUGGGAUUUGUUAUAAAUGUCAUCUGAUAAAUGUACAUGUUUAAAUAUUUAACUAUGUCUCCUCUGGCUGUCUGGAAAUGAAAUACGAGCUUGGCAAACCUUAAAUUAAGUUGUAUUUAUUUGCUUUUAACUAGCUAGCUUAAUUAGCUAACUAGCUAGUCAGUUAAUGUUAACACUACUAACACCUGGUCGUACGCUAAGUAGCUCCCAACACUUAGAUUUGGUCUUAGAUUUUAGCAGAAAAGUGUCAAGUUCCUGGAGUUAGUAGAAGAGUAGAAGGUUAGCUAGCAAACUAGCUAAUUAGCCAGCUGCUAUGAGUCCAUAUAGAAAUAGCUACAUUGUUCUAGCUACUGAGGGUUAUGCUCUACACACUUCUCCCCUUGUACUGCAAGUGUACACUUCAAGUGGCCUAGCUCAUUCAUGCUUGAGGCGAAGUCAACAAGAGAGUGUAAAAAAGCAUAUUGGGACAUUGUGUACAUGUCCACACCCUAAAGAAAAGUUUGGGUUUUUUUCUGUUUGUUUUUUUGUUUGUUUUGUUUUGUUUUUCAUUUUACAUUUGUUUUUGUUUCAUUGUUUGCUCAAGAGAUAUAAAUAAAGAUGAGAGUUUGAUUAAUAAAACACAGUUUUUGCUGUUGAUGAUAUUUUUGUUAUUGUGUAAAAAAUCUGAUAGCCCUGGUUGUUGUUGUUGUUGUUGUUGUUGCUUUGUGACUUUUAGCCGAAUGUCAUAGCAGCAGUCACACUGAGAUUUUAGUCAAAAGUUUUUCUGACACUGCCAGAACUUUGUCAUCGACUGUCUUUGGAUGCAAUGGGCUGCCGGUGAGUGCGCCACAUUAUGCGCUCUAAAC
Molecule: messenger RNA, 6452 nt
Organism: Pangasianodon hypophthalmus (striped catfish)
Lineage: Eukaryota; Metazoa; Chordata; Actinopteri; Siluriformes; Pangasiidae
Gene: gria4a
Product: glutamate receptor, ionotropic, AMPA 4a
Exons: 16
Coding region: 246-2915 (889 amino acids)
Biological process (GO): synaptic transmission, glutamatergic; monoatomic ion transport; modulation of chemical synaptic transmission
Cellular component (GO): AMPA glutamate receptor complex; postsynaptic membrane; dendritic spine
Molecular function (GO): transmitter-gated monoatomic ion channel activity involved in regulation of postsynaptic membrane potential; AMPA glutamate receptor activity
Source: RefSeq, a predicted model, not a curated record